CACCCUUGAGGUUAGUUUUAGAUAGAGAUUUGUGCGGUUGCAGCGACUGAGUGUUGGGGGUUAGGGCUCAUCAGGGAUAGGUGGUGAAGACCUUUCCCUGAACUGAUAUUUGUCUCCUAGGACCUCCUCGCUCCAUGUUACCCCUCAGACCCUGCAGGAGAGGAGGAGAGGAAGAGGAUGAGUGGAGAGCGAUGGGUCUGACCUGCCUGGACCGAGACAGAGAGGCCUACAUCAGGGAUAAUAAAGAUCCAGUUGAAUUCACAAGGAUCCAUCCGUCCAACAGCUGUCACGGUGACAUCACCUCUCACCUCAUGGUGCCGGGUGGGACUUCCCUACAAUCUGGCCAAUUAGGAGACCCCUCUGCACAUGCACACGCCCACUCGGCCCACCACCAUUGGAUGCCGAGCACUGGAAGUCCCUCCAUCUGGAUGACAAGCCACUCCUACGGAAUCGGCCACUCAGCCCUUCACCAGAACCUCACCCCAGGUUUUUCUGCAGCCAUGCCAGGGUCUCUACAGCCUGUGCUGCCUCUGCCCCAGGACCCGUCUACCCAGCUGGUGGUGCUACCCACAGAGCCUGCUGCCCACCCUGCCACACAUCACCUGGAUGUGAUGGAGCAGCCUGGGCUGUGGCCCCCAGUGUACGGAGCCCGAAGGCCCUCCUCCCACAUACACCCACAACACCCCGCUGUGUACUCCCGCUCGCAGUUUCUACGGCAACAGGAGCUGUACGCUCUCCAGCAGCAUCAACAGCAUCAUCAUCUGCAGCAGCAGCAUCAACACCAACAGCAACAGAGUCACCAGUCACACCCCCAACCCCAACCCCAUCCUCAACCCCAGCCACAGACCCAGCCACAGACCCAGCCACAGCCACAGCCUCAGCCACAGACCCAGCCACAGACCCAGCCACAGACCCAGCCUCAGACCCAGCCACAGACCCAGCCACAGACCCAGCCUCAGCAGCACCACAGGGCAGCACAGACCAUGGAGCUCCAACACAGACCCAACCACACCCAGGUGCAGAAGAGACCUGAGGAGCCUUCAGUGGAGCUGGAGGAGCUGCUCUCUGAGCCACCAGGUUCUAAACCUUCCAAACCCUACUCCUCCUACCACAACCCCUCCUCCAACAGAAACACCCCCACCCCGGGGGCCUGCACUGCUCACCUGUCCCCCUGCUGCCAGUCCCAGUCCCCCUCCCUAUGCCCCCACCCUAAGAGCACCCCAUCCACCCUGCCCCGCCCUAGCCCGGCAGCCGCCGCCCUGGUCUCCGGCCAUCAGUCCCGCCCCCACAGCUGCCAAAAGGACGGAGUCCCAGGACAAGAGGGAGAGGACAGCCCCGCAGGAUUACCCACAAUCCUGGAGCUGGUGCAGAAGAGACUGAGGAGCCUUCAGUGGAGCUGGAGGAGCUGCUCUCUGAGCCACCAGGUUCUAAACUUCCAAACCCUACUCCUCCUACCACAACCCUCCUCCAACAGAAACACCCCACCCCGGGGCCUGCACUGCUCACCUGUCCCCUGCUGCAGUCCCAGUCCCCCUCCCUAUGCCCCCCCUAAGAGCACCCCAUCCACCCCCUGCCCCGCCCUAGCCCGGCAGCGCCGCCCUCGGUCUCCGGCCAUCAGUCCCGCCCCCACAGCUGCCAAAAGGACGGAGUCCCAGGACAAGAGAGGAGAGGCAGCCCCCGCAGGAUUACCACAAUCCCUGGAGCCUGACUUGCCUCCUGGAUACACCUACCCUGCCAUCGCCAUGGGUUACAGGAGCGGCACAUCCCCCCACGAUGUCCGAUUGGCCGAGCCAGCAGACCUGGAGGCGGUCCAGGCGGAGCCUGCUGAAAAUGCUCCCCAGCCUCUCUCCAGCCUGGGGGCGGGGUUAGAGUGUCAGGCCGUGGUGAGGCCCCUCCCACACCAGGAAGUGGAGGAGGAAGAGGAGGGGCAAAAGGAAGAGGAGGUGCAGAGAGAAGAGGUGGAAGCCGGAGUAGCAGCAGGCAGCUGUGGACCUCCAGAACAGGAGGAGGAGGAGGUGUGUCCUCCUGCGGAGAGCCGUGUGUGUGAAACCGCCUCCUGUCCCAUCCCUAUCCCCCUCUCUGAGGAGGAGAACCACAGAGCUGACCCCACCUCCAUCCUGGAGGAGGAGGACAAGUGCAAGGUGGAGAGAAGACAGCAGCAGGAGGUGGCAGGAGAACAGGAGGAGCCAGAGCAGGGCUCCACCAUCAUCGACUUGGACCCUCCCUGCCCUGCCCAGCCCCACCAGGAGGCACAUACUGAGGAGGAAGAGGAGGGAGGAGAGGAGGAGCAGGAGGAGGAGAGUACUCCUAAUGAUGACAAKCACUCAGUAGAGUUGGUGUGCCUCUCCCCCUCCUCUCCCUCUCCGUGCCCCAGCCAGUCUAUCAUCACCCUCUCCACCUCCCUGAAACCCAUUGUGCCUAGUUAUUGGAGCCUAGAGCUGCUAAUCGCUGCAGCCUUCUGCGCCGACGUCCCUCCGUUUCCCAUGCUGCCCUCCAGCCACCCUCCAGCCCCAGGCCUGUGACACCCAUCCCUGCCCCAGCCACCCCCACCACGGUAUGGAGCUGCUCAGCGAGCUGGCCGACCUGGAGCUCCAACAGCACCGACACAACACAGGAGACAGCCAAGGUGAGA
Molecule: messenger RNA, 2632 nt
Organism: Salvelinus sp. IW2-2015
Lineage: Eukaryota; Metazoa; Chordata; Actinopteri; Salmoniformes; Salmonidae
Source: RefSeq, a predicted model, not a curated record